Molecule: messenger RNA, 3339 nt
Organism: Bipolaris victoriae FI3
Lineage: Eukaryota; Fungi; Ascomycota; Dothideomycetes; Pleosporales; Pleosporaceae
Exons: 1
Coding region: 1-3339 (1112 amino acids)
Biological process (GO): phosphatidylinositol-mediated signaling; lipid metabolic process
Molecular function (GO): calcium ion binding; phosphatidylinositol-4,5-bisphosphate phospholipase C activity
Source: RefSeq, a predicted model, not a curated record
AUGUCACUCCUCCACGACUCCUACGCGCGCCCGCGCAUGCCCUCGCCCUCGCCUAGUUACGCUCGCGCCAUUAGCAUUUCCGCCCGUGGCAGCCCGGCCCUUACUGCCUCUUGCCUCAAUGGUUCCCUCCAGUCAACCCCAGAAGGCAUGGUGCCCAUCUCGUCAUCGCUACCCGCUAUCCCUUCCUACACACUGCCAGAGUCGUUGCUCCCUCCUCCCGUUCAGUCGCAGCCAACUUCUUCGCCAUCGGCCAUGGCGGAAGCCCUAGGCAAGGGUCCAGGCCUGAUUCGACGAGUUAGCCGGGGCGCCCAGGGUAUCCCGCAUCGCUUCCGUCGCGGCAAUUCGACUGCUCAGCGCGACAAGAGCUCUGGUCCCGUCAUUAUGCGCCGCCGCAGCGACAGCAGGACUGCCGCCGACGGCGACACAGGCAUCUCCGACUUUGACGCUUUCGAGGAAGAGGAGGCUAUUGAAGAUACAUACGAGCCCAUCCACGGGCUUGGCAUCACCGGCCCUUCGCCCAGCUUCAGCUCAAUACCCGACACCGCGGUCGUAGCCCCGGUACGCAACUCACGCCUCGAACAGGGCACUGUUUUGAAGAAGAUUACCAAAAAGGAAAAGAAGGAAAUCAACCUGCGUCUGGACCUGGAAUCCGCAAAAGUCUUCUGGGACCCCUCCAGACCCUCAAAGGCCUUUUACAUUGAUGAUGUAAAGGAAAUCCGCUCCGGUCCAGAAGCAAAGCACUAUCGCGAAGAGUGCGGACAUUCAGAAAACUGGGCACCAUACUGGUUCACCAUUGUAUACACCGACACAACACGAUCAAAGGGCCGGAUACGAACCAUGCACCUCAUCGCACCCGACGUUGGUGUCUUCAACAUGUGGACCCAGACACUCGAAUCCGUGUCACGUAACCGCAUCGACCUGAUGGCUGGCCUCAUGGGCUUUGCCGACAAGAGUGCCAAGCUCGUGUGGCAAGGCGCAAUGAAGAAGCGUGAAGGCGAAGAGUCCCUCGACUUCCCCAGCAUUGUUGAGUUGUGCCGCAGCUUGCACAUCAACUGCAGCGAAGCCACUCUUCGCAUCUACUUCCAAAAGGCCGACACUCAGUCCACUGGAAAACUCAACCAACAACAAUUCUUGUCCUUUGUCAGGCGCCUAAAAGAGCGCAAGGACAUCAAGACAAUCUACAAGUCCCUGACAUCAGGCUCCAAAAUCGAAAUGGACAAGGUUACCUUCUUCUCCUUUCUCCAACAAGAACAGGGCGUCGAUGUCAACGCAGACCUCGAAUACUGGACCAACACAUUUGAGCGCUUCGCACGUGCCACCAAGCCUCGAGCGCCUGCCACACCUGUCGAGGGCGGUGACAUUCCUCUGCCCCUGGCCAUGAACUUCUCGGGUUUCCAGACAUUUCUCACGUCUGCCGCAAACUCUAUUCUUCGCCCGGUUGGUCGCCAACAAAAACUCGAUCGACCAUUGAACGAGUACUACAUCUCUAGCUCUCACAACACAUACCUCUUGGGCCGCCAAGUAGCUGGUGAAUCUAGUACAGAGGCAUACAUUACUGCACUUCAAAAGGGCUGCCGAUGCCUUGAGAUUGACUGCUGGGAUGGAGCAGACAACGUCCCCGUCGUCAUGCACGGCCGAACUCUAACCAAGAGCAUUCUCUUCCAGGACACCAUCAAGGUCAUCAACAAGUACGCCUUUACCGAGUCGCCAUACCCCGUCAUCCUAUCGCUCGAGGUUCACUGCUCGCCAGUCCAACAGUCGGCCAUGGUCAAGAUUAUGAUGCAAGAGUUUGGCGACAAGCUGGUGCUUCAACCCCUGGACUUUGAGUCGCAGAGCCUGCCUAGCCCUGAGGAGCUCAAGUACCGCAUACUCAUCAAGGUAAAGGGCGCUGCGGGUGACGAAUUCGACACCAGAGCGCUCAUUGGCGAAAUCACGUCACGAAGGCAGCGCAGCUUCAGUUCACCAUGGUCACGACCCAUCAUCAUGAACGACAAUGCUAUCCCAAACUCGCCCCUUCUCUCAAGCCCGCCUUCGAUGAGCCCGCCGGAGCGAUCGGCUACCUUUUGGGCAACCCCUCGAACUUCAAACAAUACGCUACCCACCUCAACAGCUGUAAGCUCGGCAGAAGACAGUGACAGCCCUAAUGUAACUGCCGCAGAAGCUGCCGAGCUGGUUGACGACCGAAGCAAACCCAAGAAAACCAAGACGAGCAACAUCACCAAGGAGCUAGGAAGCCUCGGAGUCUACACCCGCGGUGUCAAGUUUACGGACUUUGGCAGCACGGAAGCCAACACCUUCAACCAUGUCUUCUCCAUCAAUGAGCGCGCCUUCGACAAACUCACCAAGCCUGGAGCACGUGAGAAGCACCUACUCGAAGAUCACAACAUGCGCUGCCUCAUGCGCGUAUACCCGCACGCCUUCCGCAUCAACUCGUCAAACUUUGACCCUCUCAAGUUUUGGCGUCGCGGUGUGCAGAUGGCCGCUCUGAACUGGCAGACGUACGAUCUUGGCCAGCAGCUGAAUGAGGCCAUGUUCGCUGGUGGAGACGACCGCACGGGCUACGUCCUCAAGCCGGCGGCACUUCGCCUCGAGUCACAGACACCAGUUGUUGGUCACCGCAAGGCGCCCAAGAAGCAAGUCAAGUUUACCGUACAAAUCAUCUCGGCUCAGCAGCUGCCUCGUCCGCGAGGUCUCGGGCAAGAGGCCAACAUCAACCCAUACGUCGAGUUUGAGAUGUACUGUGCUGAAGACAUGGGUGCAAAUGCUACAGGUAUUGGAGGCCAGGACGCAUCAGCACGCAACGGUCACUCGGGUAUUGGAAACCCUCUGCGCAAGCGGACGCGCAUUGUUGAGGGCAACGGCUAUAACCCCGAGUUCGGCAAUGAAAUCGACAUGACAGUGACAACAAGAUACCCCAGCCUCGUAUUCGUACGCUGGACUGUCUGGAAUUCGCUUGAUGCACGGACCACGAAUCACGCGCCACUUGCUACCUUCACAGCCAAAUUAAGCAGCAUUCAGCAAGGCUAUCGUCACCUUCCUCUCUACGACAGCAACGGCGAGCAGUACUUGUUCUCGACCCUCUUCUGCAAAAUCAAGAAGCAGGACAUUAUCGAUGCACCUGAAGUCUCGAGCGGCACUUCGUGCGGGUCCUCGAUUGACCCUGGCAGCCCCCUCCAGGAGCCUACCAACACCAAAGCGAGCCGCAGCUUCGUCAGACGCUUGAUCAGCCGUGCACCUAGUGAACGCAGGAGGCGCAAAGAAGAGCUGCACCGCACAGGAAGCGAGUCACGCGAAUCUGACCUAGACCCCAUUAGUCGCUCAAGCACAAUGGAGCGAUAG